UGGCUAUCAUCUUGAAACUUGUAAUUAUAAUAAAUUUGAUUGUAAUUAUUACAAAGAUGAAUUACCCAAAAAUGAAGAUGACAAAACUUUUACUGAACGUGUUAAUAAUGCAUUGGAAAAAAUGUUAAAAGAAUGCACUUUUGAAAACGGAUAUGAAUUUUUGGAUGAAGAUAAAAAAGCUUCACAAUUGCCGCCAUUUAAGUCUUGGAAAUGGCUCAAAAAUGGAUCAAAAAGAAUCAAAACAGUCAUAAAAACAUUAGCUUUGUUACCCGAAAAAGUAGCUCCCGAAGUAUUUUUAGGAAAAAUUGACAAAAAAAUUACAAACUAUUUGGUAGUUGUUGCUGAAAAUGAAACAAUUGGUAAAAUUCAUCAACGAAUUACAGGACAAUGGGCUGAUGUUUUAAAUGGUUCUGUUAGUAAAUUUGUUGAAUUUGAAUCUGAGAAAAAUAUUGGAAUUGGAAACGGAGAAAUGUACAAAAAACUUCGACUUGUUAGAAGUAAUGAUAUUAAACACUUGAAAUUGGAAUUAGAUGAUCCUUAUAAAGGAUUUGAUCUUUUUUUCCCUAAAAAGAAAUGAGAGUAAAAGUAAAGAUUUUAAAAAAUAUGUUCUUAUAGAAAAUUUUUUUUCUAAAAAUAUUCAUGAAAUUCUGAAUUGUAACGUCGAUUAUUGAAGUUACUCCAAUGCAAUUUUGAAAAAUUCAAAAUAAGUUUUGAUUUUUAGAGAUUGCAAAUUUUUUUAAAUUAUUAAUUUCUAAAUUAUCUUCAUACCUUUUUAUGAUAAGACUGGGAUUUUAAUCACGAAAAAAUUUAAUGUAAAAUAGUCGUCAAAAAUAGUAACUAAAAAUCCCAAAUAGUCAAAAAAAAAAAUAGAGAAAAACAUAGUUGGAGAUGAAAAUAAUUACUGAUGAGAAUAAUACCAAACAAUCUAUAAAAAGACUAAAAUAGUCUGGAAUGACCAUAAUAA
Meloidogyne enterolobii is the source of this 964-nucleotide messenger RNA. Lineage: Eukaryota; Metazoa; Nematoda; Chromadorea; Rhabditida; Meloidogynidae. The record is from the annotation of a GenBank genome assembly.